UGUCACUGUGACAAUUUCGGUAACUUUGACAUUUGUCAAUUGUCUAUCUCUGUUGAUUUUUAGUUUUGUGAUUUCGGAAUUGUUUUCGAUUGUUGCAAAGUUUUAAACAAAAUAAACUGCAUGUAAAUAAUAUAACUUUUCGAAAAUGUCACUCAGUCUCUUAUUAGAAAAAUAUGAUGUAUCUACAGAUGAGGGCUUACAGAAAGCCCUCAAUGAUAUUGAGAAAGAAGAGGCGGAGGUGGAUGAGGCUCUCUCGGGAGUGUUAUCCAGAGCAUGUUCCUUAGAAGGCCGUCUCCGCGCUGCUAGUCAAGCGUAUACGAAGCUCAAUGAUGUAAAGACGGAUUCUCAAAUUGCCGCUGACAUGGUGGAAAAGACAGCCGGUCUUGCCAGGGAUGUCAGUGCUAAAGUGCGACAGCUGGACCUUGCGCGAUCUCGCGUAGCAGAAUGCCAGCGUCGUGUGCACGACUUGAUAGAUCUUCAGCUGUGCAGUGCAGGAGUUGAGGCUGCUAUUAAAGCACAUGAUUACGAAACUGGUGCUGGCCACGUCUCUAGAUUUCUCAGCAUGGAUCCAGGGUCAGUGGCUGCAGCAAGAGCUCGUGGUGCUCCAGACCCAAGGGAUGCUAUGACUCGUGCUGCGAAUACACUUCGAGAACAUUUAGUACGCAAGUUUGAAGAGGCAGCUCGCAAGGAAGAUGAACCAAGUAUAGAAAGAUUGUUCAAGCUGUUCCCACAAAUUGGACGAGCUGAGGAGGGAGUAGAUCUUCUCGCCAAGUAUUUGGCAACACAAGCGGAGGCCGUGAUCCGGCGUGCGUGCAUAGUGUCGGACGCGCGGUCGGAGGCGGCCGUGUACGCGGACGCGGUGACGCGCGUCGUGGAGGCGGGCGGCGCCGCGCUCGAGCGCGCCCGUCGCGCCGCCGCCGCCGCCGCGCCCGGCCUGCUGCAUCGCGCGCUACUUGCCAUACAGCCUGCUGUAUGCUCAGGCAUCCGUCGUAUAACGGGCGAGCUAGUAGCGGCGCGGCGCCUGACGCAGGACCCGGCGCGGGGACUCAGCUCGCCGCUCAGUGCCGAGCCCGUCUUGGCAGAGCUGGCACUCACGCACUCACGCAUCUCUCUAUACUUCUCCUUCCUCAGGAGAAAGGCUGAGGUGGACGCGGCCCCUUUGAAAGACGCUGAAAAGAAAGCAAGCAAGGACGCAGUAGAGAAGAUUAUAGCAGAGUGUGACCUUAUGAGGACAGCACAGGAAAUACUUGGAUAUUAUCUAGCAUUGGAAAGAUACUUUUUGGAGGAGAGUGUAAAUAAAGCACUGAAGCUGGCAACACCACAGGUUGGGGCUACCACAUCUAGUUUGGUGGAUGAUGUGUUCUUUAUAGCCAGGAAGGUUAUCAGGCGUGCAGUGUCGGCGGGCAGCGUGGACGGCGCGUGCUGCGUGCUGAACGAGGUGAGCGCGCAGGUGGAGCGCGGCGCGGCCGCCCUGCGCCGCUGGCUGCGCGCGCCGCCGCACGAGCCGCUGGCGCUGGCCGGGCCGGCCGCCCCGCGCGAGCCGCGCCGCGCCCGACCCCGACCUGGCGGCGGCGCGCCAGCUGUACCUGGCGCACAUGGCGGAGGCCGAGGCGGGCGCCGAGUGGGCGGAGCGCCUGGCGACGGAGGCGCUGGGCGCGGCGGGCGCGCUGGCGCGGCGCGCGUCGGAGCGGGACAAACUGGCGUCGUGCGCGGCCGGGCUGGCCGGCGCCGCGGCCGCCUUCCGCGCCGCGCACGACCUCGCGCUGGCCGCACUCGCCGCCGCGCUCGCGCCCAAGCUGCAGGCCUGGGCGCUGCAUCUUAG
This is a messenger RNA of Spodoptera littoralis (African cotton leafworm), 1822 nucleotides long. Lineage: Eukaryota; Metazoa; Arthropoda; Insecta; Lepidoptera; Noctuidae. The record is from the annotation of a GenBank genome assembly.